Molecule: messenger RNA, 312 nt
Organism: Peniophora sp. CBMAI 1063
Lineage: Eukaryota; Fungi; Basidiomycota; Agaricomycetes; Russulales; Peniophoraceae
Source: the annotation of a GenBank genome assembly
AUGAUGACGUUGGACGAUGCGCAGUGCCGAGCCGUCGCGUACGACCGCGCAUUCGUAGCGCUGGGCCUACGUCUGAAGCAGCGGGCGUUCAUGCAGGCUUUCGGGUGGUGGGACGAAAUACAGCUCCUACGGAAACAUGGGCUGUACGUCGAGGAAGACCACGAUAGCGCGUCUGAUGCAGAAGAGUCCGCACGCGAUAGUGAGCAAUCAGUUGGCCUAUUCGAUGAAGGCGUCGAGGACGACUGGGACGCCGAGGACCUCCGACUGGGCGAUGGGAGUACCGCACAGGUGUCGGAUGACGAGCUGUACUAG